CCUAGCAGGUACUUGGUUUUUUGGCUUGAUCACAGAUUUUCGAAAAAAUGACCUGGCAUCCCUGUCUGUGCCAAAAGGAAGAGAAGAAAAAAACACAAAACAUUCUCAGGAUAAAAAAAUAUCUUGGAACAACAAUUACCGUUCGUAUUCUGGUAAAAAGCCUUCUAUUUUUAUUACCUACAAUGACAUUUACGAAAAGCGUUGAUCAGACAACAAUUCUUCAAGGAGACCGUUCAAAACUUAAGGAUCUGCUGCGACUACGUUUGAAUGCCUGCGGAUGGAGUGAUCAAGUUCGAUUGCUUUGUCGAGACACCAUCAAGGAGCAGGAUACCAUUAAUUGUGAUGCCUUAGUUCAACAGGUUACGCCGAAAGCGAGAGCUUUAAUUCCUGACACCGUUAAAAAGGAACUACUGCAGAAAAUUAAGACUAUUCUUAUUCAGCAGGAAGGAAUCGAUAUUUAGUCACUGAAAUGGUUUAUUUAUGAAAAGCAAAUUUAGUUGCCACAACGUUUCAAGUGAAAGUAAGACAAAAAUUAGUUAAGGUUUUUGAUGACAGAACAUGAUAGAAACAAAAGAUUAAUAAAUUUUCGAAAGUUAUCUGA
Molecule: messenger RNA, 601 nt
Organism: Malaya genurostris
Lineage: Eukaryota; Metazoa; Arthropoda; Insecta; Diptera; Culicidae
Gene: e(y)2
Product: enhancer of yellow 2 transcription factor
Exons: 3
Coding region: 48-461 (137 amino acids)
Biological process (GO): positive regulation of DNA-templated transcription; poly(A)+ mRNA export from nucleus; regulation of transcription by RNA polymerase II
Cellular component (GO): nuclear pore; SAGA complex; DUBm complex
Molecular function (GO): transcription coactivator activity; chromatin binding
Source: RefSeq, a predicted model, not a curated record